AUGGUUCCUCACAGAUCAACCAAAGGAGCAUCCAAAGCUCGGCGGGACCACAUCAAUUAUGAGAUCAGGAAUAUGCGAGCUCUCCUUCCCAUCCCCUCGGAGGAUCAGGAGCGCCUCUCCUACCUGCACUCGAUGGCUGCUGUGUGCACCUACAUCAGGAAGACGGUUCUCUUCCAGGGACUCCCCUCCGGUGAGGCUCUCCCCCGCUCUUUUCCCAAGGAGGCCUUUCUCCAGGCCUUGCACGGUUUCAUCCUGGUCACUACUGUCCAAGGGAGGCUGGUCUACAUGUCUGAAAAUGUAUCGGAAUAUCUCGGCCUUUCCAUGGUAGACGUCCUUCAAGGAGACAGCAUAUAUGAUAUGGUGGAGCGCAGGGAUAUUGAAAUGAUCGAGUCCAUCCUGAAGGGGUACAAUGAAAAUACCACAUCAUCAGAGGCGAGUUUUGUAUGUAGCAUGCAGACCUCCAAGACCUUCAAGCCACAGCGUAACAGCUGCACCACGCUGGUUCGAGGCAGCUUCCAGUUCUUCACGGAGCCGUGCCCCUCCUCCUCCCCCAUCUCUAUUAGAGGCAAGCCCCUCUUUGUGGCCCUGUGCACCCCCACAGUGGACCGCCUCAUCGGCGUGGAGUCGCACUUGUGCCCCAGUUUCGACAGCGUGCACACGCUUGACAUGAGCUUCACUCGACUCUCAGACAGUGUUUCAUAUUUUUUGGGCUACUCAGCAGAAGAAUUGGUUGGGCAAUCAUGGUACAGCCUAGUCCACCCCCAAGAUUUAGCUUUCACUGUGAAUCAUCACAGACAUUUAUUACAAGCAGACGAGAGCCUGCAAGUGCAGAUGGUGCUAAGACUACAGUGCAAAGAUCUGUCUUGGACCUGGAGCUACAUUUGUGCUAACAAAGAGUCUCAGUGCCAGACUACAUAUGUCUACUGCACUCACUUCAUCAUCAGUGAAACAGAAGGCAAAUAUCUGCAGAGGAAAACGAGCGAUGAUCCUUUGAGGCCAUCAUCACCGACGGAGAGCCAAAAGGCAGAGAGUAACCCCUCCAGAGGUUUUAAGAGGCAGAGGAAUCCAAACAGCCAAAGUGAGGAGACAUGUUCCAAAGCCAGGGUGGAGUGUGAUAAAGACCUCCAUGAUGGAGAUAGCCCCCCUCCUCCUUUAGAGGACAGCCCUGUGCUUUUCACCCCUCCCUACAGCCCCGCGUCCUCCAGCUCCACUGUGCAGCGGGAGGAGCUGAGCCUCGUCGUCCACACGGAUGUGCACAGAUACGCCGAUCAGCUGCUGUCCUCCCCGGACGCUUCUCCGUCCUACUACUCCUACCCCGAGGCCGCGCUCGCCUGCCACCUUGCACCUCACCGCUCCCUGCCCUCACAGUUCACCUUUGAUCAGGGAGUGUUCGCCACUUUCCAUCCUCUCUCUCCAGCCUCCCCCUCCUCUCCAAUCUACGAUUUCCCAUCUUGUGCAUCCGAUGCCAGAUUAGUUCCAGACACCUUGGCCAUGUCUGACUUGAGUGAGAGCUCUGGGGACUGCGCCUUGCAUCAAGAUGACUUUGGCCUAUUGGAGCAGCCACAAGAGGGCAGCCUCCACCAAGUGCAUCAUGUGCCACAGUACGUGCUACAUUCCAGUCUUCCCACCCCCAGCCAUUCCCCUCAUUCCAUGAUGCCUGACCAGUACAGCCAGAUGGAACAGACUGAGAUCAGCAUUCUGGCUCAGCAGAUCUCCUCGUUGGCUUCGACGUUUGACAUGGUCGGCCCCCUCGAUCUGCUCCAAAGUGUGGCCCCCGCUGAAUGCCUGCCCUCUUCCUCCUCAUCGUGUCAGUGGCCCGGCCACGCUGCUCCCCCCUCUCCCAUUCACGGUAAACUGAUGAAUGAUGGUGUUUUAGAGAGUCUCCUCAAUGAUCUGGACAUGGUCUCAAAGAAAGGCUCUGACAUUGCUGACUUUAGCCACCAUCAGGAAAGUGUGUGUACACCCCAACACUUUGAUCAUCUCAGCCUCAGGCCGACCACCCCGGAGAACUUGUUACCUCCAAACAACCUUGCCUUAGUUCCCUUCACUUUGCAGUUGGGAUGCCACGACCAAACCGCUGAGUUGCAUCAACUCAACUAUUCACUGCAGAGUAACGUGCAGCAAGAUGGACUUGCUGAGGAAAAGCUGUACUGAAAUAAGUCUGUGACUUACGACGCUACCCUUUGUAUGACAUAUUGUCAGGAAAAUUGUCCUUUGGCAGUUUCAAAGAACAUUAUGACAAAGAUGUAUUCAAAGGACAUAUUGUACAAAAAGACUAUUUCCCCCCAAGUGUAUCUCUGAAUCUUUAACAUAUCCCAAGUUAAGAUUUCUCUUCAUUUUUGCAACAUGCUCUCAUCUUUCUCUUUGGUUCCUGCUGGUGUGUUUUUUUUUAAAGGGUGC
Messenger RNA from Syngnathoides biaculeatus (alligator pipefish), 2400 nucleotides. RefSeq names its product neuronal PAS domain protein 4 like (gene npas4l). Gene Ontology annotation, biological process: regulation of transcription by RNA polymerase II. The record is from RefSeq and is a predicted model, not a curated record. Gene Ontology annotation, molecular function: DNA-binding transcription factor activity, RNA polymerase II-specific; RNA polymerase II transcription regulatory region sequence-specific DNA binding. The coding region runs from base 1 to 2154 and encodes 717 amino acids. Lineage: Eukaryota; Metazoa; Chordata; Actinopteri; Syngnathiformes; Syngnathidae. The transcript is spliced from 8 exons.